Molecule: messenger RNA, 2182 nt
Organism: Phasianus colchicus (ring-necked pheasant)
Lineage: Eukaryota; Metazoa; Chordata; Aves; Galliformes; Phasianidae
Gene: CBLL1
Product: Cbl proto-oncogene like 1
Biological process (GO): regulation of cell adhesion; protein ubiquitination
Molecular function (GO): ubiquitin protein ligase activity
Source: RefSeq, a predicted model, not a curated record
GCUAUCCCGGCAGCCACCGCGGCACGGCCGCCGCCGUCCUUCUUUUCCCGGCCCGCGGAGGCCGCCGGAAGCUGGCAACUCCGCGUUGCCGUGAGGCGGAGCGGCGCCGCUGCGCUGCCUACGGGCUCCGCCAUGCCCACACCGCCCUGCCGGCGCGGGGCCGCGGUGCCAUCGGCGAUUCUCCGCCGCGCCCUUUUUCGCGCUCUCCCCGCCCGUCCCGCCGUGCCUUCCGCUUCCGGCCGCGCCCUUCCUCUCCCACAGCGCCCCGCGCCGCGCCAUGGACCACAAUGACAAUGAUUUGCAAGGAACAAAUAGUUCAGCGUCAUUGGGUGGUCUUGAUGUUCGCAGAAGAAUCCCAAUAAAGCUGAUCUCAAAGCAGACCAAUAAAACCAAACCUGCACCUCGGGCUCCCAGAGCUAUGAACAGGAUGCCUGCAAAGACACAAGCUGGGGAUGAAGAAGAAUUUGAUUUUAAUGAAGAGGAGCGAUACGAAUGCAAAGGAGGUGAAAUGUUUGGAAAUCAAAGGAGAUUCCCUGGACCCAUAUUUUGGGACUAUAAGAUAAACUUGCUGGGGGAGAAGGAUGAUACGCCUGUCCAUUUCUGUGAUAAGUGUGGGUUGCCCAUCAAAAUGUAUGGGCGCAUGAUACCUUGCAAGCAUGUUUUCUGCUAUGACUGUGCUAUACUACAUGAGAAAAAGGGAGACAAGAUGUGUCCUGGCUGUAACGAACCUGUCCAGCGCAUCGAGCAGUGUGUGCGAGGGUCUCUCUUCAUGUGCAGUAUAGUCCAAGGGUGCAAGAGAACUUACCUGUCACAGAGAGACUUACAGGCUCACAUCAACCACCGCCAUAUGAGAGCUGGAAAGCCUGUGACUCGUCCUCCUCUUGAACCCGUGCAUCCUCCCAUUGCCCCUCCUCCUGCUGAGAUCCCGGAGCGUUUCAUAAUGCCACCAGAGAAACACCACAUGAGCCACAUUCCGCCGAAGCAGCACAUCAUGAUGCCGCCGCCUCCCUUACAGCACGUGCCGCACGAGCAUUACAACCAGCCGCACGAAGACAUCCGCCCGCCGCCUGCCGAGAUGUCCAUGGCUCCGCCGCCGCCUCGCCCGGUCAGUCAGGACACGUUCCGCAUCUCUACGAGAAAACACAGCAACUUGAUAACCGUCCCUAUUCAGGAUGAUUCAAAUUCAGGCGCUCGAGAACCGCCUCCUCCUGCCCCAGCACCUGCUCAUCAUCAUCCCGAGUAUCAGGGCCAACCGGUGGUAACGCACCCGCACCAUAUUAUGCCUCCGCAGCAACAUUAUGCGCCACCCCCCCCUCCGCCUCCUCCAAUAAGCCAUCCUCUGCAGCAUCCUCCCCAGGCGGCAGGCACACCUCACAUGGUGUAUAGCCAAGCUCCUCCGCCGCCAAUGACCUCUGCUCCUCCUCCGAUAACCCCGCCGCCUGGACAUAUCAUUGCCCAGAUGCCGCCGUAUAUGAAUCAUCCUCCUCCAGGACCUCCCCCCCCUCAGCACGGAGGCCCUCCUGUAAAUGUCAGUGCCCCCCCUCCCCAUCACUAUAACCCUAACUCUUUGCCACAGUUCAGUGAAGAUCAAGGAACUCUUAGUCCCCCUUUCACACAACCGGGGGGCAUGAGUCCAGGGAUUUGGCCGGCUCCCAGAGGGCCGCCUCCACCUCCAAGGAUGCAGGGGCCUCCUGCUCAGGCUCCUCUUGCUGGACCGCACCACCCCGAUCAAGCCAGAUACAGACCCUAUUACCAGUGAUCUGAGCAAUUGUAUGAAUAGAGAGCGCUAUGAAGAGGAUAAAACUAUAUACAGCAGCCUUUUAAUUAAUUGUAUGGGAGUUGUUUUGGUUUUUUUAAAAUACUGUCAUUUUGACUGUAAGACGUUUUGGGGUUUGAAUCUUUAAUGAUUUUUAAGCCUUGGCUGUAGGACUCUGACUUCAAAUAUUCUGUAGUGCUAAAAUAAGUGGCUUAGUAGACCACAGUUGCAUUUUAACUGAACUUCUGUCUAUAGUGUGGCUAAUUGUCCUAAGAUGAACACUUGUAAUAUCACUUUCUGGAGAAAAUGAACAUGUGUUGUACCAUUCUGAAUAUUGUUUUUGUUUAAAUCCAAUGUUUAGUUUUCACUUGUGAUACAUUUUUGUUAACCUGUGUACAAUAAUUAAAUUGAACUAUGGUUGUAAAA